CCUCACUGUUGCAAGUAGACGCACAACGCUUGGUACGACGGACAAGAUUCCAUCCAGAAUUUCACCCUAGCAGAAGAUCAUUGUCCUUCUUGUACAGUAGAUUGAGCUCAGUACACUACUGUCGCUCGUCAUCGAACGUCUGCUCGCUCGAUAUUCGCGCGCAAAACGCAGUACGCUUCAGCCCGCUUUCGUUGCCUUCUCCUUCUUUUGCGUUCACGAAGCCUCGGUGCCUCUUCCCUCACCAAUUGCGACUCGCGACUACGACCGGACACUGCGGCUGUAACUGUUCGCGGCCUGAGUACUGCAGUAGAGCAGAACACUUGAAACUACAAAAACACAGCAUACAUGCGCCAAACGCCUGUUGCGACGUCUUCUUGCGACACAAGAGCUACCAGCUCACCUCAUUUUCUGUACUGGAACCAAGAGACAGCCUGAAAAGGUCGAUAAAACGGCCUCACUUGAUCUGCUGUUCGUACACCGUAUUGAACAACCGCCAAGAUGGGUAUCCCAGCCGCUUUUCGAUGGCUGUCCAACAAAUACCCCAAGAUCAUCUCGCCCGUCAUUGAGGAGCAACCGGUCAAGAUGGAGGAUGGCUCCGAGAUUCCAGUCGACACCACUGGACCAAACCCCAACGGUGAGGAGCUUGACAACUUGUAUCUCGACAUGAACGGUAUCGUCCAUCCUUGUUCUCAUCCCGAGGAUCGCCCGGCUCCCAAGGACGAAGAGGAGAUGAUGCUUGAGGUCUUCAAAUACACCGAUCGUGUUGUCAAUAUGGUACGCCCGCGCAAGCUGCUCAUGAUUGCCGUUGAUGGCGUCGCCCCCCGUGCCAAGAUGAACCAACAACGCUCUCGUCGAUUUCGAUCUGCGCAGGAAGCCCAGGAGAAAGAAGAGGAUAAGCAAGAGCUUCUUAAGCUGUUGAAACAGCAGAAUGGCGGUGUAGUGUCCGACGACAGUUUGGAAAGCGUCACGAAGAAGGCAUUCGACUCAAACUCCAUUACUCCCGGAACUCCAUUCAUGGAUAUCCUGGCGGCGAGUCUGCGAUACUGGUGCGCAUACAAGCUCAACACGGAUCCGGCUUGGGCCAAGCUCAAGAUCAUUAUUUCCGAUGCGACAGUCCCCGGCGAGGGCGAGCAUAAGAUCAUGAACUUUGUGCGGUCUCAGCGCAUAUCUCCCGACUUUGACCCGAACACGCGCCACGUCAUUUACGGUCUCGAUGCCGAUUUGAUUAUGCUUGGCCUCGCAACCCACGAGCCUCAUUUCAGAGUUCUGCGUGAGGAUGUCUUCUUCCAAGAUAGCAAGGCCAGGAUGUGCAAGCUGUGCGGCCAGAAAGGACACGAGGCUCGUGCCUGUCGCGGACAAGCCAAAGAGAAGGUUGGCGAAUUUGACGAGCAGGAGAAGAAUCUUGCUCUGAAGCCCUUCAUCUGGCUUCACGUCUCCAUUCUCCGAGAGUAUCUGGCCGCAGAGCUCAAUGUUCCAGGUUUGCCCUUCCGGUUCGAUCUGGAGAGAGCCAUCGACGACUGGGUCUUCAUGUGUUGUUUUGUGGGUAACGACUUUUUGCCUCACUUGCCAGCGCUUGAGAUCCGAGAAAACGGAAUCGACACCCUGACAGCUAUCUGGAAGGACAACCUACCCUUCAUGGGCGGUUAUGUCGUCAAGGACGGCCACGUUGACCUAGGUCGUGCGCAGCUUAUUCUCAAUGGCCUGGCAAAGCAAGAGGACGCUAUAUUCAAGAGAAGAAAAGAGACUGAAGAUCGGAAGGAGGCCAGCUUCAAGCGGAGAAAGCUGCAGGAAGAGCGCAACCCCAGAUUCGCCAAACCAAAACAAGUCGACAAUGCGGCAGCAGGCUUGACCUUGUUCCCAGCAGCAGGAGGCCCGAAUGGUAUCACCCACGAUAUGGUGGUUGGCCGCUCGUCCAACAUGAAUGCCAAUACUGCCAACAAGAGCGCCGCAAGCGCCAUUCGCGACCAACUCAAAGGCUUGAUGUCCAAAACAGAGCCUGGCCAAGCAGCCGACGCUGGCGAGAAGGCGAAUGGGGAGGUACCGAGCACUCUGGACCAGAAGUCUGUGCUUGGUAAACGAAAGGCCGAAGAGGCGGCAGCGCAGGCCGGCUCGACUCCGGCUACUGCGACGGGCCCAAGCACACCAUCUGCUGCCGAAGAAGCUGCAGUAGACCAUGUUAGGAUGUGGGAGGAGGGUUAUGCCGAUCGAUACUACGAGCAGAAGUUCCACGUUGACCGCAGCGACCACGAGUUUCGGCACAAGGUUGCAAGGGCCUACGUUGAGGGCCUGUCAUGGGUGCUUUUGUACUAUUUCCAGGGCUGCCCGUCUUGGGAAUGGUACUACCCGUACCACUACGCUCCAUUCGCCGCAGACUUUGUCGAUCUUGACAAGAUGGAGGUCCAGUUUGAAAAGGGCCGCAUCUCGAAGCCGUUCGAGCAACUGAUGAGUGUGAUGCCAGCCGCUUCUCGCAGUGCGCUGCCCGAGGUUUUCCAUGACCUCAUGUUGAACGAGGACAGCGAAGUCAUCGACUUCUACCCGACCGAGUUUGAGAUUGAUCUGAACGGAAAGAAGAUGGCGUGGCAGGGGGUGGCCCUUCUGCCUUUUAUUGAGAUGCCGAGAUUGUUGGCCGCCGUCGAAAAGAAGUACCCUCUGCUGAGUGCGGCAGAUCAGGCACGCAACGGUGUAGGCAGAGACGUGCUGCUUCUGUCAGAUGCCCACCACGAGUUGUACGAUGAGAUCACGACUGGGUUUUACUCCAAGAAGCAGGGGGCCCCCACUCUGAAACUCAACCCGCGGACUAGUGACGGGCUGGCCGGUAACGUCGAGAAAAUACCGGAUUAUCUGCCACACGGGGAGUUAGUGUAUCCCUUGGAGCGUGGAGGGAUGCCUAACCUCGACUACGACAGGUCCCUAAGGGUUUGGUACACAUUUCCAACAAGCACGCACCCUCACAAGUCUAUGCUACUGCGGGGUGUCAAGCCUCCGGCUCCGGCCUUGGACCGCAACGACAUAGAGACACUUAAAGGAAAGUCGAAUCGUUCCGGACGGGGCUAUGGCGGCGUCCCUUUCCAGCGCGGCGGCCACCACGACGGCGGUCGUCGGGGCAACUUCAGCUACGCUCCCGCCGGCGGGCAUGGUCGUCAAGACCGCGGACCCCCAUCUCACUCGAGCAACGGCAACUAUGGACAUGGACAACAUGGAUACCAGCCACCUGGACCACCACCGAUCCAGUCGUCGUGGCACCCUCCGCCGCCAGGGCACCCUGGGUUCGGCAUGGGACUUCCUCCGCCGCCGCCACCCGCGGGCUACGGUAACGAUGGGCGAGUAUCAAAUGGGUCGUACCGCGGAGGCGGCUAUGGCCAGAAUCAGAACUACGGGCCACCGCCACCGGGACCCAACUCUCACUACGGCCAUACUGAUGGAGGUCAGCAGGGAGGUCGAGGCGGCUACCAAGGCCGUGGUGGUUAUAGCGGUGGCCGUGGUGGUAAUUAUGGAGGAGGUGGCGGCGGCGGAAGAUAUAACGGCGGACGCAACAAUUACCGGUAGAUGAAGGACAGAAUUUUUGUGUGUCUGGCCGGGGACGGCCUUUGUAUGCGAGGAAGUCCCCCAUCCAGUAUGCAAGGGGCGGGGGCUUAGGAAACAUUGAUCAUUGUGUUCUGUACGAAUAGUGCAGACGGACACGAAUAGUUGUAAGCUGUUGAGAGAGAAAUGAUCGGUCUUGAGGAUGGGAGCCUACGACAAUGUGUGAGAUGUUUAACACAAUAAACACAGCAGCUGAGACGAUGUGUUUGUGUGGGCAUUAGAGACUGUUAGCCGAUGGUUGCAAAUUGAA
This is a messenger RNA of Colletotrichum destructivum, 3832 nucleotides long. Its product is annotated as Putative Zinc finger, CCHC-type, 5'-3' exoribonuclease, xrn1, helical domain-containing protein. Gene Ontology annotation, cellular component: nucleus. Gene Ontology annotation, molecular function: 5'-3' RNA exonuclease activity; zinc ion binding; nucleic acid binding. Lineage: Eukaryota; Fungi; Ascomycota; Sordariomycetes; Glomerellales; Glomerellaceae. Gene Ontology annotation, biological process: nucleobase-containing compound metabolic process. The record is from RefSeq and is a predicted model, not a curated record. The transcript has 3 exons. The coding region runs from base 499 to 3546 and encodes 1015 amino acids.